Messenger RNA from Pseudophryne corroboree (corroboree frog), 1032 nucleotides. RefSeq names its product keratin, type I cuticular Ha6-like. Lineage: Eukaryota; Metazoa; Chordata; Amphibia; Anura; Myobatrachidae. The record is from RefSeq and is a predicted model, not a curated record. Gene Ontology annotation, biological process: epithelial cell differentiation; intermediate filament organization. The transcript is spliced from 7 exons. Gene Ontology annotation, molecular function: structural molecule activity. Bases 1 to 1032 code for a protein of 343 amino acids. Gene Ontology annotation, cellular component: cytoskeleton.
AUGCAGCUUCUGAAUGAUCGCUUGGCAUCCUACUUAGACAAGGUUCGCUCACUAGAGCAAGAAAAUGCCCAACUGGAGAGAAACAUCCGUGAGUGGUAUGAGAAGAAUCAACCCAGUGCUCUACCUGAUUUUAGCUGCUACUUUAGAACCAUUCAGGAGCUUCAAAGCCAGAUUUCAGCAACCACUGUGGAAAAUGCGCGACUUAUACUACAAAUUGACAACGAGCGCCUAGCAGCAGAUGACUUCAGAAACAAGUAUGAUAUGGAGCGCCAACUAAGUAACAGCGUUGAGGCCGAUGUGAAUGGCUUGCGUAUUCUCCUGGAAGAACUGAACCGUGAAAGAUGUGACCUGGAGAUUCAGGUUCAAAACCUGCAGGAUGAACUGCAGCAAAUGAAGAGGAACCAAGAGGAGGAAGCGAACUCUCUGCGAGCUCAGCUAGGCGCCAGAAUCAACGUAGAAGUAAAUUCAGCUCCAUCUGUAGAUUUCAACAGUACAUUGGCUGAGAUCCGGGAGCAAUAUGAGACCAUGAUGGAGAGAAACCUAAGAGAGGUGGAGACAAUGUUCCGGCAAAGGAGUGAAGACUUGAAUCGUGAAGUCGCAUCUGGCUCUGAGCAACUGCAGUCUGUGCAAACUGAAGUCAUUGACCUAAGACGGAACAUCCAAACAUUGGAGAUUGAACUACAGAGCCAGAUUAGCAUGAAAUCUGCUCUGGAGGGCACUUUAGCAGAGACGGAAGCUACAUUUAGUUCCCAGCUUGCCCAGUUACAAUGUUUAAUCAAUGAUGUGGAGUCUCAGCUGACACAGAUCCGAUCAGAUCUAGAACGUCAGAACCAUGAGUACAAGAUUCUCAUGGACCAGAAGUCCCACUUGGAGAUGGAGAUCGCCACUUACAAACGCCUUCUGGAUGGUCAUGAUAUACAGAUCUCAUCAUGCAGUGCAGACUCAUCAUGUCAAAAGCCAUGUACAUCACAAAUGCUAAUGAAUAACUGUCUCUUCCGGAGAGAUGCUGUGGAAGACAUACAAACUCUCUAA